UAGAUGACUAAUAAUGUAGAUCCCUCAAAUGGCUCCAAAGUAUGGAUGGGACUCUAAAAGUUCAUUAUCUUUUUUAUGAGUCAACAACAAAGAUAUCUAGGUAUUUCUUCCAUUGUUUACAUCCUUUAAAGCUAAAGCAAUCUGGAAAUACCUUCAAGCUCUUUUCAAACUUGGUUAUACUCUAUUUAUUCAUUUGAAGCAUAGUCCUCUAGUCCCUUGUGUGCCACCUUCCCUCCCAACAAAAUAUACCAACAUCCAAAUACACUUUGUUUCUCACGAGAUGUCUCCAACAGUUAUUCUGAUUAGGCAUGCUCAAGCUGCUCAUAGUUAGUUGAUAAGAUGCACUUACAAUGAAUACGGGUUCUGACUAACGUUGCACAAGAUGUGUCUCAUAAGUCACCCUGCAAUAUCCUUUGUGAUCUGAGCUGAUCUUUCAGGGCACGCAAUUAUGAACUACACGAUCCGGCAUUGACCGAUCUUGGCUUGGGAACACAAUGUGAUGAGUUGGCAAGCUUUCUCGAGAAUGAUCCACUUGCUCAAGAAAUUGAUCUCAUUGUGGUGAGCCCCAUGAGACGAACCUUGCAAACAGCACAGCAAGGCCUGGGCUGGUUGAUGAAGCGUGGUGUCCCCGUUAUACUUCGACCAGAAUGGCAGGAGAACUCAGACAAGCCAUGUGAUACAGGAACGCCCAUUGAACUUAUGGAGAAGGAGUGGCCACAAUUUGACUGGUCAUCCGUCGAUCCACUCUUUCCAGCGAAGUCUGGUGUCUAUGAGUUUUUGAAGAAGGCCUUGACUGAGCGAGGAAUCGCAGCUAGAAAGUGGUUACAGCAACGCCCAGAGAAAGUCAUCGCUGUGGUCUCUCAUUCAGCAUUCCUCAGGACUUGCGUCAGCUACAGACAUUAUGCGAAUGCGGACUAUAGAAUUUUUGAUUUUGCUGAUGGAGAUGGACAAGGAAAUGCUGAGCUCGUGGAACGGGAGGUGACCCAAUCAAGAGGUGGAGGCUUAGGAAAGAGUCCGAAGGGGGUCGCUGGAAUGACCGUUGAUGAUUACCCUAAUGAGAUCGAAAAGGGCAUUGGCGAGGCAACAAAUGAGCUUCCAAACUAGCUCGGAUUUCCCAACGUGCAAGCUUAAAGGUAGAGCGCGUUGUUCAUUGCUGAGAUGGCUUGAGAGCAAGCACCUUAAACACCUUUCAAUAUAUCUAGAUUUUUGAAAAUAUAUAUUCUUUCCAUGAUAUUGGGCUCAAAAUCGAUUAUUCAAGCUACCAUUACCUCCUCCAGUGUGUUCAACAGUCCUCCUGCUGCAAUCGAACAAUGAAUAAGCCUUUAGAAACUUCACAUCGAUUUGAUUGUUGAAGCUACUAAUUCGUUUUGGAUAUCGAAAAGUAUUCAAACACUCAAUCGAUUU
Messenger RNA from Sclerotinia trifoliorum, 1404 nucleotides. The record is from the annotation of a GenBank genome assembly. NCBI's taxonomy places the organism in Eukaryota, Fungi, Ascomycota, Leotiomycetes, Helotiales, Sclerotiniaceae.